Molecule: messenger RNA, 1506 nt
Organism: Aureobasidium namibiae CBS 147.97
Lineage: Eukaryota; Fungi; Ascomycota; Dothideomycetes; Dothideales; Saccotheciaceae
Product: major facilitator superfamily MFS-1
Exons: 4
Coding region: 1-1506 (501 amino acids)
Biological process (GO): transmembrane transport
Cellular component (GO): membrane
Molecular function (GO): transmembrane transporter activity
Source: RefSeq, a predicted model, not a curated record
AUGGACUCUAUUCUCACGAGGGGCUCGAAUGGCCUGGAGGUUCGUGUUCAAGAGCUUUCUACUUUUCGUGCAGCAUUUGUCUCCGUUGCCGUCUCUGGCAUGGUGUUCAUCAGCAGUCUCUCUACAGGCUUACUGGCUACCGGACUACCCAAGAUCGCCGCCAACCUCGGACUACCUGACGCCUUGAUUCUGUGGCCUGCCAGUAUCUUCGGACUCACUUGUGGUUGCUCGCUCAUUUCCAUCGGCUCCGUCGCCGAUGUCAUCGGAGCUGGCCCAGUCUACCUCUUCGGUUGUGUCUUUCUGAGCCUGAGUUUUCUCGCUUGUGGACUUGCAAGAAGCGGCACCGAACUGAUCAUCUUUCGUGGCUUCCAGGGCGUUGCAGCGAGCUGUUGUCUUCCUACCGCGAUCAGCAUUCUCACCGAGAUAUUUCCACAAGGUCGUCAACAGACACGAGGGCUGGCCAUCCUUGGCGCAUCGCAACCUCUGGGUUACUCGGCGGGACUCUUCCUUGGAGGUGUGCUGGUCGACUCGAUCGGCUGGCGCUGGGGCUGGUACAUCGCUUCGAUACUGAGUAUGGUUGUGUUCGGUAUCGUUUAUCAAGCUGUACCUGGACUUCGCAAGCAGAUGCCUCUUGACACCUGGCGGCGUCUUGCUUUAGGAAUCGACUGGAUUGGAGCACUUAUCGCCAGUGCCUGCCUGGGAUUACUCUCAUAUGUUCUAGCCGUCACUGCGAGCAAAAGAUCACACAUCGGCGAAGUUCAGAACAUUAUUCUUCUCGUUAUUGCUGCCUUGCUCAUACCAGCCUUUCCGGUGUGGAUGGCGCGAAGAACGAAGCUCAACAAGAAGGCACUCAUACCAAAUUCCGUCUGGCAAAGCAUACCCUUUGCAUCCACCUGUGUUAUGCUUUUCCUCGUCUCUGCUGUAAUCAACUGUGGAGAGUAUUUCUUCAGUCUCUUCUUCCAGGAGGUGCAGCUGCUAUCCGCACUGCAAGCUUCACUCCGGUUUCUUCCCAACGUCAUCAUUGGUAUCAUGAUCAGUUUCGGGACAGAUGCCGUUCUGCAUAAAUGGGACGCGUAUCGCUACGUCACGGCCAUGUUAUUGAUCUCGUGCGUCGCGCCUCUGCUGAUGGCUCUGAUGGAUCCGGCGUGGUCAUACUGGUACAUGGCGUUCUGGGGCAUGCUCUUGCUGCCGUUUGCUGGCGACGUUCUAUUUAUUGCUGGUGCCUUGAUCAUCACGGAUAGCUUUUCGGCCUCAGACCAAUCACUGGCAGGAUCGAUCCUCAAUACCGCCUUCCAAUUCGGAAGUUCUGUAGGCUUGGCCGUGAUGGCUGUCAUUUCAACCAGCGUAUCUGAUGCUUCAUCUCACUCUGAUGAGCAUCGUACUCACGCAUUACUGGAAGGCUAUCGUGCUGCAUUUUGGUCACUCCUCGGUCUCGCGGUGCUGUACUGUUUUGUCGGAGCGAUAGGGUUGCGUGGAAUCGGCAAGAUUGGACUGAAAAAAGAGUGA